UUGCGGUGCGGUGUGGUAAAUAGUUUCGAUCGGAUAAAAAACAUAAUAAUGUUCUCAUCCCUGAUGGACGUGGCGCGGAACUCACCGUUCCGCGGCCCCAUGACCUCGGCGCAGUGCCAGGCCUCCACUAACACACUGGCGCCGCCACAGAUCGAACAGAGCCCAAUGGCCGCAUCAGCUGUGGUAACCACCGAUUCCUGCGAGUUUGCUUCCCCAAAAUAUUUCGCCCUGUGCGGACUUGGCGGAAUCCUGUCUUGCGGUAUCACCCACACUGCUGUUGUGCCGCUCGACUUGGUAAAGUGCCGUUUGCAAGUGGACGCAGACAAGUACAAGAAUGUAGUUACUGGCUUCAAGGUGUCCGUCCGCGAGGAAGGCAUGCGAGGUCUGGCUAAGGGAUGGGCGCCAACCUUCAUUGGAUAUUCGCUACAGGGUCUCUGCAAGUUCGGUUUCUACGAAGUGUUCAAGGUGUUGUACUCCGGCAUGCUCGAUGAGGAGACAGCAUACGUAUACCGUACUGGAGUGUAUCUAGCUGCCUCUGCUUCGGCUGAGUUCUUUGCUGAUAUCGCUUUGUCACCUCUAGAGGCCGCUAAGGUCAGAAUCCAAACCAUGCCUGGCUUCGCGAACACUCUCCGUGAAGCGUGGCCCAAGAUGGUCCAGAACGAGGGCUACGGCACCUUCUACAAGGGCCUGGUGCCGUUGUGGGGCAGACAGAUCCCUUACACCAUGAUGAAGUUCGCCUGCUUCGAGAAGACCUUGGAGUUAUUGUAUAAGUUUGUGGUGCCCAAGCCCCGCGACCAAUGCAGCAAGGGCGAGCAGUUGGUAGUCACUUUCGCUGCCGGAUAUAUCGCCGGAGUGUUUUGCGCCAUCGUCUCGCAUCCCGCUGACACUGUCGUCUCCAAACUUAACCAGGAUAAGACUGCGACCGCUGGUUCUAUCAUAAGCAAGCUGGGCUGGGCCGGAGUAUGGAAGGGUCUCGGCCCCAGGAUCGUCAUGAUCGGUACCCUCACUGCCCUGCAAUGGUUCAUAUAUGAUGCCGUUAAGGUAUGGUUGAGAAUGCCGCGACCACCGCCAGCUGAGAUGCCAGAGUCUAUGCGCAAAAGGUUAGAAGCCGAAGAAGCAGGCAAGAAGAAGUGA
Molecule: messenger RNA, 1134 nt
Organism: Chilo suppressalis (striped riceborer)
Lineage: Eukaryota; Metazoa; Arthropoda; Insecta; Lepidoptera; Crambidae
Source: the annotation of a GenBank genome assembly